AAAAAAAGUCUUAGUAAAAAUCGUUUACGUUUAAAGUUGAUUUUUUUAUGGUUUGUUUUUAAGAUCUUUGCGAUUGCUAGCGCAAGUGACUUGUAAUCGGGAACCAAAAUUUUUUCUUUCCUUUUUUUGUAAACGCUAACCAAAGGUUUUACUUUCGAAAUUACUAGGUCUACUAUUAAAGAGUGUACCUUGAAAUCUGAAGGUUUUAGUUUUUCGAUACGCUUAGAAGUUUGCCUUUUUUUCUGGGAAAAUGUGAAUAGCCGGACCACCGUUUGUCUGCUUAGUUUUCGCGAUCUUCCUUUGCAACGCUUGGACUAUUCAUAAUGUCGGUCUCAAGUUUCACUGUAAUUGGAGGUGUUUCUGUAGUUUUAAAUUUAUCGAUUUCAGUUUUCUAUGGCAACAAUUUUGGUCAGGCUCCGUGAAAGUCUACCCAAGUUUUGUUGGCUUGUCUUCUGCUCUGAUAAUGGGCUUUGAAAGUUUUUUUAACGCUUUAGAUAGUGUUUCCCCGAUUUUUUGUUUUUUAAUUGAACAUCAUUCGAGAAAACGUUUAAAAUUUUUGUAUAGGUUUUUUGUUGAAAAAAAAACUCGACUUAGUGACCGCCUUCUCAUUUUCUAUCUGCUCUAGCUUUCAAUGCUUUGUUCAGGUUGUUAUCGAACGAACAGGUUGUUUGAAAGUCCCCUGAAUAAGCGACUUCGUCCAAAUUUUUAAAAAAUGUUAUGCUCUAGGGAAAAUUCUAAAUUACCAAAAAAAAAUUCUAAUAUAUUUCACUAGAGAAACAUUUAAAGUUUCAGGUAAAGUUCAGUUUUUUAGAUUACCAAUUUCAUCUCGCAUCAGUGCAACAUAAUCAAAAAUUAUCAAAGUUUCAUUCUGAAUUUGCUUGGGAGUUUCAGAAAUAUCUCUUUUUAAGUAAGUAUGGAUCCAGUCGCCGAAGUUUUCAAGCCUGCAGACGUUGAGGCGAAAGUACUCGAGUAUGAGCGAUACAUAAAUGAUGUUUUGAAACGAGAUCUCCAGAAAACUUUGCAACAACUUGACACAAUCCACAUGGAGUGCAUAGAAUACAUGAACACAAAAGCGGUGAUUGACUCUGUAAUCGAAAACGGAAUAGGAUCCAAUCUGAAGACAAAGUACGACCUCGGCUGCAACUUUUACGUGACUGCUAAAAUACCCGACACUUCAAUGGUGUUUGUGAGAAUAGGAUUGGGAAUAUAUUUAGAAUACACGUUACCAGAAGCCACAGAGUUCAUCCAAGGUCAAAUCGAGAAACUAGAAAGUGGGGCAAAAGAGUUGGACGAGAAGAUAGUGAAGAUUCGUGCUUUCAUCAAGUUGACUUUAGAAGCUCUUCGAGAACUGCAGGGGAUUUCAGCUGAUCCAGAGAAAGAGAGGCGAGAGUUUGUGCUGUGAUAAUUGGACCCAGACUGAUCGCUGACUGAUCAAACCCGAGCUAGACUUAACGCAUUAUCUAUCAGCAGCGAGAGAGAAAUGUCAACGAAUGGCCUUCGCUUUUAAGGCAAGGAAGUCGUUCUGCUUAAGUGUGUUGAGAUUAAGUUCUGCUUAAGUGUGUUGAGAUUAAGUUCUGCUUAAGUGUGUUGAGAUUAAAAUGCGUUACUGGAAAAGAAAAACAUUUGAUUGGGAUUGCACAUAUUCUUCAGUUUUGAUGUCGAAAGUUAAGUGUUGAUGUUUUUUCGAGUAAAUUGAUUUUCGAAAAGAAUGCUUUUUUAGCUUAUGAAAAGAAUGCUUGCGAGGCUCGACAAACUGUAUGAUUUUUGAACGGUAUUUUGCCCAACGCUUCAUUAGUUUUAGCUGAUUCUACAACUUAUCUGGUUAGCUUGCAAAAAAAUUACUGUGCAUACCACAGAUCAGGGGCGCAUCUAGGAUUUUCUCGAGAGGGUGGGGGUGGUGGCAGAUUUUCAAAAAUUUUGUCGACCUUUUUUUAGGUCGACCAAAUUGAUUUUUCUAGCUCUCUCAAAGCACUAAAAAGUCCUUGUUUUGGCCUAACUUUCUGCGCCGCAGCCAAAGUUUUGAAAAAAUAGGCCAAAAAAAG
Symsagittifera roscoffensis is the source of this 2042-nucleotide messenger RNA. RefSeq names its product protein UXT-like. Gene Ontology annotation, biological process: negative regulation of transcription by RNA polymerase II. Lineage: Eukaryota; Metazoa; Xenacoelomorpha; Acoela; Convolutidae. Gene Ontology annotation, molecular function: transcription corepressor activity. The coding region runs from base 914 to 1402 and encodes 162 amino acids. The transcript has a single exon. The record is from RefSeq and is a predicted model, not a curated record.